CCAGUUCCGUGUCCUCAAAUAAGGCACUUUUUCAUUUUGUUUGAUGCUGUAAAUGUCAACUAAUGAUGCCAUAAAGAUAUUUUGGCCCUCACACCUCUGCUCACCUAAAUGUCAAUAUGGUUAUCUUAUUGGCUGGUAUAAUGUAUCAAAUGACAUCUGCGUCGCUUCAAUUGUACCUAAUGUCGAAGUAAGCUAUUUAGAUUGCGCGAUCAAAUCAAUGCCACUUAAUCUCAUCAUACCUCUUCUCUCUCUCCAUCUCUCUAUUUCCCCCUUUUCUCUUUUUAAGCUUAGGGAAUUAGAACAGUAUCUGAGUGAAUUUCGAGUAUCUGGUGAACAGUUUGUACAUAUCAACAAAGUGUGCAACGUUCCGCCUAAAAUUCUUGGAUAUUCGACUAUGAAGGAACAGUGCAAAUACUCAGGCACUCAAGAGCAAAAGAUAUGGCUAAAUAUUCAGUUGACCAAUAAUCAUAUGCCAAUACUCUUGUCUUUGUAUAUGAAUAACGAGAAGUUUAAAGUUAAUGAAUAUCAAGUUAUAUUUUAUGAUCAGCCAAACCCAAAGAGAUUACAAUUUUUAGCCCUAAAUCCUUUAGAACUAGACAUAUCAGUUUACAAUACCCCCAGACAAACACCAGAGAAACACGCGGCUUUAGAACACAUAUUGCACUAUAGCCAUCAGUUGAAUGGUAGCGAUAGAGGUUCGACAUCGACCGACCUUGAAAAAGUCCUGAUCCAGAACAAGGUAUGCAACAGUUACCAUUCAAGCAUAAACACAAACAAACCAGUCAAAGUCACAUACUUGGUUGCCUUGCAUAUUACUUGCACCUUUUCUGGAUUUUUCCUGUUCGUGUUAUUAUGUCUAGUCUUAAAUGGUUAAGUGGGUAUUAUAUCAAGAAAUGGAUUACAUUAUGUUCCAUGUGCUUUUUAUUCUUGAUCUUGACAUUAGCUGAGGCAACACUUCAAGCACUUAAUUUACAUCUACCACCAUGGAUAUUAAAUGGCAUUGCCUUUAAAGAUCUAUCUGCAGCUGGCCAGCAAAUAGAUUUAAGACUACAGCAACUCUUCUUUUGGUCAAGGCAAUACGUUUUACUCAGAAAACAGAAC
This is a messenger RNA of Rhizopus microsporus ATCC 52813, 1101 nucleotides long. RefSeq lists its product as uncharacterized. Lineage: Eukaryota; Fungi; Mucoromycota; Mucoromycetes; Mucorales; Rhizopodaceae. The coding region runs from base 53 to 874 and encodes 273 amino acids. The record is from RefSeq and is a predicted model, not a curated record. The transcript has 4 exons.